CACUGCGCAGCAGCGUGUCCAGCCCACAUCAGUUACUGGGAAUCCGCUGACAGAGCACAACCAGUUGUAUGCGCGGAUCAGCAGGUGCUGUCUUUGGACCUGGAUGGAAGUCACGGUUGCAUCCACGGCGAUCUGAGGGGACAUUCUUACAGCACGGACUCUUAAUUCCAGGAUGAGCUGUCAUUUAUGACAUGCUCACCACGGCGUUCGAUAAUAACAGAUAAACUCCACCUGGCGUCUGGACUCUUCUUGCAGCAAUGACUCCAUAUGUAUCCGGAGGGACCGUGUUCACCAUCCUGCUCAUCUGCAGGUUGUUAGAGAGCUCGAUGCUCAACGCAGAAAUGAAGGAAGGAGAGAUUCUGCCUCCCACCAUUCAUAAGCUGAUGAAAGGAUACAACAAGUACCUCAGGCCCUUCUUUGACAAUGGUCCUGUAACAGUGGGUAUGAGCCUGGACAUCGCCAGCAUUGACACUAUCUCAGAGAUCAACAUGGACUAUACCGCCACCAUCUUUCUCCGCCAGCGCUGGACCGACGAGCGCUUGGUGUUUGAAGGCAACAAGAGCCUGAGCCUGGACGGGCGGCUGGUGGAGCUCCUCUGGGUCCCUGACACCUUCAUCGUGGACUCCAAGAAGUCCUUCCUCCAUGACAUCACCGUGGAGAACAGGCUGAUACGCAUCUUCCCCAACGGGACCGUCCUUUACGCUCUGAGGAUCACCACCACCGUGGCCUGCAACAUGGAUCUGACCAAGUAUCCCAUGGACAAACAGACCUGCACACUACAACUGGAGAGCUGGGGUUACAACAUCAAUGAUAUCAUGUUCUACUGGACCAGAGGAAACGAGUCUGUCAGCGGAUUGGACACCCUACAGCUGGCCCAGUACACCGUAGAGGAUCACUACACUUCUGUCUCAGAGGCCGUCUAUGAAACUGGCAACUACCCGAGGCUGGUGUUCCACUUUGAGCUGAAGAGAAGCAUUCUGUACUUCAUCCUGGAGACCUACGUCCCCUCCAGCCUGCUUGUUGUCCUCUCAUGGGUUUCCUUCUGGAUCUCCCUGUCCUCUGUUCCAGCACGCAUUUGUAUAGGUGUGACCACGGUCCUGACCAUGACCACUCUGAUGAUGGGAGCCCGGACGUCACUGCCCAAUGCCAACUGCUUCAUCAAGGCCAUCGAUGUUUACCUGGGAAUCUGCUUCAGCUUCAUCUUCGGAGCGCUCAUCGAGUACGCCGUGGCGCACUUCUGCAGCCUCAGUCACAUGGACUCACACAUCUUCAUGCAUUACGGCCACCACAUGCACGACCUGGACGACGAAAUGAACGGCAUCAUCACCACCAUCUCAAACCACAACAGGGCCAAGAGACGCAAGGAGGCUGCCGCGACUCAGACCCCGGCUCCCGCCUCCCUAGAACUCGUUGUUAGCCCGUCCAGCCCCUCGGGCAGCGAGCCGAAGCCCGAGGCGCCCCCCCCAGAGCCCACCCACUGGUGCCUCACUGCUCUGGCCACGGUCCGCAAAGUGCUGCGCUCCUUUACAUGCUGUACCGUGGAGAACCCCCACCACAUAGACAACUACUCCAGAGUCACCUUCCCCCUCUCUUUUGUCAUGGUUAACCUGCUCUACUGGACAUAUUAUCUGUACUUUUAGCAUCAGCUCGAGUGCAGCCCGUUUCCCAGAGAGAGUGUUUGUAAACUAUAAGUGUAUUUUACUGUAUGUAUAUGUACAGUAAGCGUUAUUUAGGUGUGUUUUGAGAUGAGUGUGUAUUAUUUCUGCAUUUGGAUUCAUGAGCGAAGUGGAAUUCUCGCACAGGUUUUCUGGGAAAUGCUUAUGAUUACAGCUCAAUUUUUAAAUAUUAAUGUGAACUCGGAUUGAGCCAUUGCUUUAAAUGUAAUGCGGCUGGUGUUGGUUAACAUAGGAUAAUGUAACACUGACAGGGUAAGAUGUAAUCAAUGCUGAUAUACGUUGAGAGGAAAAUUGCUUGCAAUGGAAAACAUGGCAGUCUACAUCUUUUUUUUCUGUAGUAUGAUUUAUUUUACGCAAAUCUCCGUGCAGGUAGUUACUGUCAGACAUGGAGAGGAUGGAGCUGUAAUCUAAGGCUGUAUGACAGAAUAUGCAGAGGAUGGAUUAAUUAUUUGUACAAUGUCAUCUUCCAUUUCUGCCUGCAGAUGUACCAUUUAGAUGGAAAUAGAUAAAUUAAUGGAUGAGAGAAGAGUGAUUAAAAAGAAAUACAAGCUAGAGAAAUAACUCAACAGACUGUUAGUUUAACCAGGCUCUCAAGGACGGACACUUCCAUUCGCUGUUGAAAUCUCUCUUUGUUCUUCGUACAUCUAAGAGUUAUUUUUAGUUCCCUAAGCAGUGCUAUCUCUCUCUGCCUGCAUUUAUUUGUUUCAUUGACACUAUAAAUGUAGUGGCCUUUGAUCCCUUCAGUUGUGUGAGCGUGAACAGUAUUAGUACACGUGUCCUCCCGAAUCUGUCCUGCAGUUUCACAAGGAAGGGAAUGAAACCACAAUAUGUUGAACAACAAAAUGCACGUAAUCAAUAUAUAACCAUAUUAAUUAAUAUAUUAGUAUGGUUCAUUUAUUUAACACAUUCUGAAAUAGUUUUUUAACUUCAACUAUAUAUCAUACCCUUUAUUUUAUUAUUUUUAUUUUUUAAAACCUACUUUUGUUAUAAUGACAUUUACACAAACAACACAUCUUUUCAUAUUUUUUUUUAACUCUAAGCCUCAGGCAAGAUUCACGUGUCAUCACAGAAUUUUGACAAGCUAGCGACUAGACAAAGCUUUAGACAAAACAAAGCUAAAGUAAUUGAUAUAACUGUGCAAAGAGUUGGAGAUGACCUAUCCUACUAUUUGGCUUGACAUGGCUAUAAUAUGUUACCUAUCAAGCUAGCUAGCUAGCUAGGAAAAUGUUGUUAGCUUGGCUUGUUUACUUUUUGAGGAGCCAGUGUUAGCUAGCUUGCUAAAUCAAGUUUACAUUUGUUUUUAUUUAUAAUUUUUACAAUUGAGAGAACCCCUUGCAACCUUAUUUCACAAACAAUAUGGGGAAGCGAAAAAACAUGUAGCAUUGUUUGUUCAUGUAGCAUUACAUACAGUAGAACAACAAAAUGCCAAUUUCUUGACUUGCAAAUAGAUGUUAACAAAAAUUAACAAACAUCAUAUUAUGUAGGCUAUGUCAUGUAACCUUCAAAGGAGAUUAACAACUUAUUAGUCUCUCGGUUUUCUGUACAUAUAUUUUCGGGAAAGAAGGCCCUAUUAAUAAUGUAAAAUGUGUUAGUUUUUAAUUUUUUAAUUAAUGUUUGUUUAUUCAUAUGAUUGUGCAUAUCGUUAUGUUUUAUUUAACAAUUUACUCCUAACACUCUCCAUACCAAUUGGUCAGGUGUUAAAAUUGUGGAUAUAUACACCUCGAAAGACAGGUAGUGAUUCAUGUAGCAUGGUCUGCUGGUAGUGUUUCUCAGUGUGCUUUUGUAAAAUAUAAAGCAGUAGUCAGAACCUGAGGUGAUAGACUUUGUAGAAUGAUUUGAAUACGAAUGAAAUUGCCAAAAUAUUUCAAUACGAUGUCAUCAUCUGAGCAUUAUCCAAAUGGAGAACAGCCUGGAUAUGCUAUGCUUGAGGUAUCGGUUCUCUGCUCAGUUUUCUAUGCCGUCAUAUUUCACUGUGCGAGUUUUGAGUCUUUUAGUUCAGGCGAUACAGUAUGUUUGCAACAAAUGGCAUGAACCAAAGAGCCAAAGAUUACAAUCCAGAGGAUUAAUUACUCAUAACAUAAAAACACAUUUAAUCAAACUUUAUAACAGCUCCUCGGAGCAUCUUUGUUUCCCUUUAGUUCCUUACCUAGGAGAUCUUGAAGAGAAUUUUCAAAUGUUAAUCAUGUUCGUUAUUGAUAGGAUAACUUUGAAAUAGCAUGCAGUCAAUAAGCAGAUAAACAUGACACUUUACUUUCAGAUAGAAACAGGAUUCAGUUUAACAACAGAGAUGCAUGAUUAUGUAUUGAUGUAUUCAAUUAUUACUGUGACUGUGUGACAUACACUCACUCAUUCCAUUUCAAUUUUAACAACAUUCGAUAUGUAUUGAACAUAAUCUAAAUUGGUAAUAUCUAUUGACGUCAUUGUCAUGGUCUUUAAAAACGUUUAUAUGUUCCUCUUUAUCUGCAUUGCUUCAUCAACUACAAACAAUUUAACGGCUUUCCUUGCCUGAUGAAAAUAGAAAAGUGGAAUUUAUGUUUGUUCUUACUGCAUGGUUUUCAAGUGCAACUUUUUGUUUAUUCUGCUUUGCUGAAUUUCUUUUUAGUUACAUAUGAUGGAGAAGACUCAUCAUAAAAUACUCAGUUGAGGCUAUUGAGGGGACCAGAUCGGUAAUAAAGCCAAAGGUGGACACACAAGUGCAGGACGUUCAAACUCCUGUUCUCAUUUUUUGUUAUUUGAAUCUAAUAGAAAUGAUCAGUUGCACUGUUCAUUGCUUUUGAGCUGCUCUGUGGAAGUCAGUGAGCACUGACCCAUUAAAAAGGUUCAUGUAAGAAGACCAAGACGGUCAGGUUUUAUACAUCAUGCCUGCAGUUGUAGUUUUUAUAGCCAUCUUCUCAGUGAACGGUACAAGAAGUGAAUGCCAAUAUGGAGCCAAAGAAUCCUAAGAGCAACCACAUAGAACAUUGUGUUCACUCUGUGUUGAAGUCCAUACACAAAGCUCAAGAGAAGCAAUUGUCCGAUGGCUCCACGGUCGCUACUGUAUUAUCAGUGCUGCUUUGCUCGGACUGAUCAGCAUUAAGAUGGUAACAAAAACCUAAGGAAGAUGAGAGUACUUCAGAAUGUUAGCUAUGAAACGGAACAUUAUGGCAUAUGGGACUUUUUGAAACAGAAAAAUGGCUACCCUUGGACUGCCCUUACUUUCCUGUUGUGUUGAGUGUCUAAUUAGCGCCUCUAGGUGACGUUGGCUUCCAACCUCACAAUUCCUGGGAUAUCUUCAUGUGAAAUGUAUUUAUAUACUAUGCUAAUAUAGGCAUCGGUUUGCUUAACAUGUUGUAAAUAAAUAGUAACACUGUGCAUGUUUAUUCGAUGUAUGAAUAUGAAUGAUAGCAAUAAAAGAGGUUUAACGUG
Gymnodraco acuticeps is the source of this 5081-nucleotide messenger RNA. It is a transcript of the gene gabrzb, whose product is annotated as gamma-aminobutyric acid receptor subunit pi. The transcript is spliced from 10 exons. The record is from RefSeq and is a predicted model, not a curated record. Gene Ontology annotation, biological process: nervous system process; signal transduction; regulation of membrane potential. Gene Ontology annotation, molecular function: neurotransmitter receptor activity; extracellular ligand-gated monoatomic ion channel activity; GABA-A receptor activity. Bases 258 to 1640 code for a protein of 460 amino acids. NCBI's taxonomy places the organism in Eukaryota, Metazoa, Chordata, Actinopteri, Perciformes, Bathydraconidae. Gene Ontology annotation, cellular component: synapse; neuron projection; GABA-A receptor complex.